This is a messenger RNA of Parastagonospora nodorum SN15, 567 nucleotides long. RefSeq lists its product as hypothetical. NCBI's taxonomy places the organism in Eukaryota, Fungi, Ascomycota, Dothideomycetes, Pleosporales, Phaeosphaeriaceae. The transcript is spliced from 5 exons. The coding region runs from base 1 to 567 and encodes 188 amino acids. The record is from RefSeq and is a predicted model, not a curated record.
AUGUUGUCAAAACUUCGCAAAGCAACCCGCGCAGCAGGAUCCAAGCUCGACAUCAGGCCUAAACCUGUUGCCAAGAUGGAAGGUCUCCUCGCACUUCCUGGAGAGAUCCGUAACCUCCUCUAUUCCGCCAUCAUGGACGGCGAUCGUCAAGAGCCACUUAUCGUUGCACAUCGCAACCCAGGCAUGAUAAUCGAAUUCCGGGAUUCGAAAUUCGAAACCUUAUAUGCCCCAGAAAUCGAGCGUCAUAAGGAACACGUCUACAUUGCCAUACAUAUCAAAGCCAAAUUCAAUGAGCAUUGGAUGGAGACAAGAGGAUGUUUUUCGUCCCGAUACAUGCAGAGCGAGGCAGAUUGGAUGAGCAAGAUUGGUCCACAAUUCGAAGGAAUGGGCGGCGUCUCAGCAGAGAUCUUACUCAAGGUCGUCCGGACAUGCCAUUACAAGCGAUCAGCCGGUACGGGACGUGGUAGCGAGUAUGGACCCGCAUUUCGGCUCGCACGCGACAUGGCCUUUACAAAUACCCUUAGGGGCCCAGACCGGAAGGCGACUCCGCCAACCAGAGCACAUUGA